UCUAAUAACUUAACGAAGAAGAAAAAAUAGAAGUCUUUGUUUAGCAUAGUAAGAAAAUAUACGCGUUUUUCUUUCGCUUUCUUAGCACAACCAUUCGUUUUUUCCCUUACCCUAAAUUUGCGCCUAUUCCCACGACGUCAUUUUCCCUUUCAUAUAAAACCCAAUCCAACCUCACCAUUUUUCUCAUUCCCAAAAUUCCCCUGAAACCUAAACCACAAAUCAUCACCGAUCAAUUGUCCGAUCAUGGCCGCCGAAGCUCAAGCCGAAUCUCAACCUCAACAGAAACCGGCUGAGGAAAAGAUUAACAAUAAUCAAGAUGUGCAACAACUGAAGUAUCUCCAAUUCGUGCAAUUCGCAACGAUUCAUGCCUUGAUGCGAUGCGCGAUCCUCUAUUCCUACGCGAAAGAACGUUCCGGUCCACUCAAAACCGGUGUUGAUACCGUUGAAGAAGCCGUUAAGACCGUCGUCGGUCCAGUCUACGACAAAUUCCAUCAAGUUCCCGUGGAGCUUCUCAAAUACGUUGAUCGCAAGGUCGAUGAGUCCGUUUCUGAACUGGAUCGUCAUGUUCCUACUAACGUCAAGAAUGUUUCAACUCAAGCACGAUCUGUUGUGACCGAAGUCCGCCGUGCCGGAGUUGUUGUGUCGGCUUCUGGAUUGGCAAAAACUGUUUACUCGAAGUAUGAGCCUAAGGCGGAAUUGUGCGCUGUGUCUGCGUGGAAGAAGUUGAAUCAGCUUCCGCUUUUUCCUCAGGUGGCUAACGUGGUUUUGCCAAAAGCUGCUUAUUGUACUGAGAAGUAUAAUGAAGCUGUGGUUUUAAGUGCGGAGAAAGGUUACAGGGUUUCUGCUUAUCUUCCGUUGGUUCCUACUGAGAAGAUUGCUAAGGUCUUUGCUGCUUAAACAAUGCUGCUUUCGAUUGCAAUUGAUUGUGCUUUCCAUAAGUUGUAUGUUUGGUUUUAUUUUAACUUUCUAGUUGUAAUUAGAAAGUAAACUUUUUUCAGUUUCGGGUGUGGAUCUGGGAAUCAUGAUCUAUAAAAAUAUACAUUGAAAAUCUUAA
Messenger RNA from Lathyrus oleraceus (garden pea), 1054 nucleotides. RefSeq names its product stress-related protein. NCBI's taxonomy places the organism in Eukaryota, Viridiplantae, Streptophyta, Magnoliopsida, Fabales, Fabaceae. Bases 244 to 897 code for a protein of 217 amino acids. The transcript has 2 exons. The record is from RefSeq and is a predicted model, not a curated record.